AUGUCAUUUUCGGAUUCAGAGUCGUCCUCCCAUGGCGGAGAGUACAAGACUUUCCGGCAAGUCAGCCGCGAUCGGCUGUUGUAUGAAAUGCUUCAAUCUUCCAAAUCAGGAGAUUCAAGAUCGUCGUGGAAGGUACUUAUCAUGGAUAAAGUCACAGUGAAAGUGAUGUCUCACUCCUGCAAAAUGGCAGAUAUCACAGACCAAGGAAUUUCAUUGGUAGAAGACCUUUUCAGAAGAAGACAACCUUUGCCAUCAAUGGAUGCCAUAUACUUCAUUCAACCUUCCAAGGAGAAUGUCAUUAUGUUCUUGUCAGACAUGUCAGGAAGAGAACCCUUAUACAGGAAAGCAUAUAUAUACUUCAGUUCAUCUGUGCCAAAAGAACUUGUUGCUCGAAUCAAGAAUGAUACUAGUGUGUUACCACGUAUUGGUGCAUUAAGAGAGAUGAAUUUGGAGUACUUCUCUAUCGACAGUCAGGCUUUUAUUACCGAUCAUGAAAGAGCACUAGAAGAACUCUUUGGUGAAGAUGCUUUAAAUUCUCGCAGAUUUGAUGCGUGCUUGAAUGUAAUGGCUACUAGAAUUGCUACUGUUUUUGCUUCAUUAAAGGAAUUUCCUUUUGUGAGAUAUCGAGCUGCCAAGUUACUUGAUGAUGCAUCAACGACGAAAACACCCCGUGAAUUGGUUCCUGCAAAGCUUGCUGCUGCUAUAUGGAACAACAUUAAAAUGUAUAAAUCAGCCAUUCCUAACUUUCCACAGACGGAAACGUGUGAAUUACUAAUAGUGGACAGAUCAAUAGAUCAGAUCGCUCCAAUUAUUCACGAAUGGACCUAUGAUGCUAUGUGCCAUGAUAUGCUUGAUUUGGAGGGAAACAAAUACGUGCAUGAGAUUCCAAGCAAAUCAGGAGGAGGAGAGCCUGAGAAAAAGGAAGUCCUUUUAGAAGACAACGACCCUGUCUGGCUUGAGCUCCGACAUGCUCAUAUAGCAGAGGCCAGUGAAAAGUUGAGCGAGAAGAUGACAAAUUUUGUUUCAAAGAACAAAGCAGCACAAUUGCAGCAGAGAGAUGGUAGUGAAUUGUCCACAAGAGACCUGCAGAAAAUGGUUCAAGCUUUACCACAAUACAAUGAACAAAUGGAGAAACUCUCUCUCCAUGUUGAGAUUGCUGGAAAACUGAAUGCAAUCAUCAGAGAAGUGGGUCUUCGAGAACUUGGACAACUCGAGCAAGAUCUUGUAUUUGGCGAUGCAGGAACAAAGGAAGUCAUCAAUUUUUUGAGAAUGAAGCAGAAUGGGAUGUGCGAGAAUAAGUUACGGCUUUUGAUGAUAUAUGCUUCCGUCUAUCCAGAAAAAUUUGAUGGUGACAAAGCAACAAAACUAAUGCAGUUGGCAAAAUUAUCAAGCGAGGACAUGAAGGCAGUGAAAAAUAUGAAAUUGCUCGAGGGAUCAGAUUCAAGAAAGACUUCAAAUGGGACUUUUUCACUCAAGUUUGAUUCGGCAAAGAGGAAGAAUGCUGCAAGAAAGGAUCGAACUGGUGAGGAAGAAGAAACAUGGGCGCUAUCUCGGUUUUAUCCUAUGAUAGAGGAAUUAAUAGAGAAGUUGAAUAAACGUGAACUGUCAAAAGAAGAUUAUCAAUGCAUGAAUAAUCCUAGUCCUUCCAGCGGGCCACCUCAGGGUGGAUCAGUGAGAUCAGGUCGAAAUAAUGUUCCCGCUCAGGGUGGAUCGGUGAGAUCAAGACGGACUGCAACAUGGGCACGAUCUCGAGCAUCUGACGAUGGAUAUUCAAGUGAUUCAGUUUUGAGAAAUGUAUCUAAUGAUUUUAAGAAGAUGGGACAGCGCAUUUUUAUAUUCAUAAUUGGUGGGGCAACCAGAUCUGAGCUAAGGGCUUGUCACAAGCUAACAGCAAAAUUGAGGAGGGAAGUAGUCCUUGGUUCAACUAGUAUUGAUAAUCCACCUCAAUAUAUCACGAAACUUAAGCUCUUGUCAGAAAAGGAGCUUUCUGUUGAUGGCCUCGGAAUCUAG
Messenger RNA from Fraxinus pennsylvanica, 2010 nucleotides. NCBI's taxonomy places the organism in Eukaryota, Viridiplantae, Streptophyta, Magnoliopsida, Lamiales, Oleaceae. The record is from the annotation of a GenBank genome assembly.